Molecule: messenger RNA, 438 nt
Organism: Phycomyces blakesleeanus NRRL 1555(-)
Lineage: Eukaryota; Fungi; Mucoromycota; Mucoromycetes; Mucorales; Phycomycetaceae
Exons: 3
Coding region: 1-438 (145 amino acids)
Source: RefSeq, a predicted model, not a curated record
AUGGACGGGUCAGAAGUUAUGCAUCGUUUGUGGAAUCGGGAUCUUGCUGCUGUCCUGAACUUCCGACAUAUACUUAAAAAUCUGAGAUAUGAUGGGACUAUACCUGUAAGGUUCACCCGCGUUAUUCGGAUUGGAUGUAUCAGAAGACAAGCAGAAGAAGAUCUCCAGGAGGCUAAGAAAAAGAUGUUUUGCUUUGACUGCAAAAAACAUGGUGGAGUAGAAAUUGGUGCUUCAUUGAAAUUCAACUACAAGAGACUUUAUACCCCGGAAGAUUUGCAACAAUUCACUAAAAGCGCCAAUUUUUUGUUUUCUAUAGAGUAUAUUAUGCUUAACAAAGUAUUUGACUUAUUAAAAGAGUAUCAAGACUUUCAGCCAAAAUACUACUUUGACUCUACUCUUGAACCACUUGCAUCUCUACCCAAAAAAGAAAAAUCUUGA